Trichophyton verrucosum HKI 0517 is the source of this 3114-nucleotide messenger RNA. RefSeq lists its product as uncharacterized. The record is from RefSeq and is a predicted model, not a curated record. The coding region runs from base 1 to 3114 and encodes 1037 amino acids. The transcript is spliced from 5 exons. Gene Ontology annotation, biological process: nuclear-transcribed mRNA catabolic process. Gene Ontology annotation, molecular function: 5'-3' RNA exonuclease activity; RNA binding. Gene Ontology annotation, cellular component: nucleus. Lineage: Eukaryota; Fungi; Ascomycota; Eurotiomycetes; Onygenales; Arthrodermataceae.
AUGGGUGUUCCAGCCCUCUUCCGAUGGCUUUCGUCCAAGUACCCAAAGAUUGUUUCCGCCGUCGUUGAAGAACAGCCGCAGGAGAUAGACGGGCAGGAAAUACCAGUCGAUAUCACCAAACCGAACCCAAAUGGCGAGGAGAUGGAUAACCUGUAUUUGGACAUGAAUGGUAUCGUCCACCCAUGUACGCAUCCCGAGGGCAAGCCUCCACCGGCAAACGAGGGCGAGAUGAUGCUGGAAAUCUUCAAAUAUACAGACAGGGUGGUGAACAUGGUCCGGCCAAGAAAGGUGCUAAUGAUUGCUGUUGAUGGCGUCGCUCCGCGUGCAAAAAUGAACCAGCAACGCUCCCGUCGAUUCCGUUCUGCGCAAGAUGCAAAGGCUGAAGAUGAGAAGAAAGUGGAAUUCGCAAAGUUGCUCAAGAAACAGAAACGUGGGAAGAAAGAUGUAACAAUUACUGAAGAGGUGAUUACAAAAACCUGGGAUACCAAUGUCAUCACUCCAGGAACACCAUUUAUGGAUAUCCUUGCACUUGCACUGCGAUAUUGGGUCGCGUAUAAGCUAAGCACUGACCCUGGUUGGGAAAAGUUGAAAGUCAUUAUCUCCGAUGCCACAGUCCCAGGGGAGGGAGAACACAAAAUUAUGGAGUUUAUUCGUUCUCAGCGUGCUUGUCCGGAGUAUGACCCCAAUACUCGGCACGUCAUUUACGGCUUGGAUGCCGAUUUGAUCAUGUUGGGGCUAGGCACUCAUGAGCCACACUUCCGAGUUUUGCGCGAAGAUGUCUUUUUCCAGGAAUCAAAAGCCAGAACUUGCAAACUAUGUGGGCAAGCCGGCCAUGUUGAAGAGGCCUGCACAGGAAAGGCGAAAGAAAAGCGAGGGGAGUUUGAUGAAAAGCAAAAGGGAAACCCCCUGAAACCAUUCAUCUGGCUUCAUGUUUCCGUACUUCGUGAAUAUCUGGCUGUAGAAAUGCAGGUCCCUCAACAACCGUUUCCUUUUGAUCUCGAGAGAGCUUUGGAUGACUGGGUAUUCAUGUGUUUCUUCGUUGGUAACGACUUCUUACCUCAUCUUCCGUCGUUGGAGAUUCGUGAGAACGGCAUAGAUACACUCAUUGCAAUUUGGCGUGAUAAUAUCCCACAAAUGGGUGGCUAUCUAACGAAGGAUGGCCGGGUUGAUUUGGCAAAGGCACAAUUAAUUUUACAGGGGCUAGCCAAACAGGAAGACGCAAUCUUCCGCCGUCGGCGACAGACCGAGGAGAGAAGGAAUGCAAAUGCUAAACGACGCCAGGAGGAAGACCGUCAACGCAGGAACAAUAACAACGACCAUGCUCGAAAGAAGCGAAGAGGCUCCCGCGGUGCUGAACCAGUUCCAGAUAUUCCACCUCUCGUCGUACCUGGGAAAGGCGAAUUAUCGAGAGCUGAGAGAGAACUGACACACGCCAUGGUUGUCAAUCGCGGCGCAGUCUACAAGGCUAACAUGGCAAACAAAAGCGCUGCCGCCGCUCUCAAGGCCCAGCUUUUAUCCGGUGGCACAGCAGAAGACGGCGUUGAUACUACAAAUGCUCAGGACUCAGCACCUUCAGGGAUGCCCAGCUCAAAACUUGGCAAACGCAAGUCGGACGUAUUUGAAAACUCAAAUACAGAAGCGGAAGCAGAAGAAGAGGAUGAGGAAGAGGAAGACACAGUUGAGAUUCCGGCAAAGCCCAAAGAAGAUGAAAUGCCCCCGGAUACGGUGCGGCUGUGGGAAGAUGGAUAUGCAGACCGGUACUACGAACAGAAAUUCGGAGUAAGCCCCAAAGAUAUCGCUUUCCGACAUAAGGUAGCUCGGGCAUACGUUGAAGGACUGAGUUGGGUUCUUUUGUAUUAUUUCCAGGGAUGUCCGUCCUGGACCUGGUACUACCCGUACCACUAUGCCCCAUUUGCCGCCGACUUUGUUGACAUUGGCGAAAUGGAUGUGCAAUUUACAAAAGGGACUCCUUUCAAGCCAUUUGAACAGCUGAUGGGUGUCUUACCUGCAGCUUCGAACCAUGCUAUUCCAGAGGUAUUCCGGGACCUCAUGUCUGAUGAGAACAGCGAGAUCAUCGACUUUUACCCCGAAGAUUUCCCCGUUGACCUGAACGGGAAAAAGUUUGCAUGGCAGGGAGUUGCUCUGUUGCCGUUUAUCGACGAGAAACGCCUGCUGGCCGCCAUGGAUAAGCGGUAUCACCUGUUAUCGGAGGAAGAGCAAGCCCGCAAUGCCAUGGGGAAGGAUGUACUACUAUUGUCGGAAAAACACCCUCUUUACGAAUCUCUGACAGCCAAUUUCUACUCCAAAAAGCAAGUGUCGUCGAAGCUCAAAUUGAACAUGCGUAUCAGCGAGGGGCUGGGUGGGAAAGUCGAGAAGAAUGAAUCAUACCUACCCCAUAGUUCUCUAUCCCUGGAGGUGGAUGGCGCCGAUAUCCCUGCACUCGAUGAAGAUCGGUCAAUAAGUGUUUACUAUGAAAUGCCCAGGUCCAUGCAUACCCAUAAAUCCAUGCUGCUUCGGGGUGUCAAGUUCAAGGAGCCAGCUCUUGACAAGGCAGAUCUAGAGAUCACCAGAAACAAAGCUCGACACUCUGGGCGGUCAUUCGGAGGAGCACCACUCCAUUCUAGCCGCGGUGGUAGAGGCAGGGGAGGCGGAAGAGGUGGAGGCCAGAUAUCCUACGCCAGCAACGACCGCCCCAACCCCUUUGCUGCACACGUAGCCCCAGGCUAUAUUCCCCCACCGCACAUGGGCGGAGGGCCACCUGGGUACAAUCCUGCGCCCCCAAAUAUGUACAACGGCCCUGAUCGAUACCGGUCUCAGGGAGGGUACCCUCGGGGAGGCGGCGGCGGCGGCGGCGGCGGAUACGGCGGAGGCUAUGGGGGCCAUUACCAGCAACCACCUCCACAUAGCUGGGCCCAACACGACGGCCCAGCUUACAGUCACCCCUCUCGCAACCCCUACCAGGACCGCGCUCACUACCAGCGCGGCGGAAGCAGCGGGUACGGGCGUGGCGGAGGAGGAGGAGGAUCCUAUGAUGGCAGGGGAGGAGGAGGCUACUACGGCUCCAGGGGAUCCGGUCGUGGUCGAGGUCGAGGUGACGGGUAUGGCAGGUACUAA